UCCAACUUUAUGCUCAACAUGUUUUCAUAUUGCAACCGCAAUGAAAAGGAGCAUAUGGCAGCCUUACAAAACGUCAUCAAAAUUAUCGAACAGAAGACAGACGAAAGUCAUCGAAAGUUUUGGAUACGAUUCUCAACGUUUUAGGAACUUUAUUGCAUAAAAACAUUGUUAAUCCAGAUAAAACUUUAUGCAAAUUUGGUAAAUAGUAUUUAAAAAUUUUUCAGAACAAAUUAAUUGCGAAUUAUGUCCUAUUAUACGCGAAAGGAGAUCGAUGAAUUACACACUGACAUCGCGACAUUGGCAAAGGGUAUUACUGGUGGUGGCAGCGAUGAGGAGCGGGUCAUAAGCACGAUCGAGCACUGUUUGCACAAUGGAUAUGAACGACGACGCAUUGCAGAGAAAUUGGAAAAGUUCUUGGACGCGAAACAAAGUUCUAAGCUAACUGAUAAAUUACAAGACAAAUUAGAUGAAUAUCGUCGUAAGGGUAAGAAACGGAAUGGUGGUGCUGAAACGGGUGCAGAUGUGCCAAAGAAAUCUCGAUUUGAUAUGAAGGAAAAAAGUAGUGAUGUGAAAACAACGCCAGAAUUAACGCCUUUAGUUGCGGCCUCAAUGGCCGCAGCAAGUAUAAAUGCUGCAACCGUUGCGGCGCCUGCAGUGUCCACAACUGGCCUCAAUUCAACUCAAAUAAAACUCAUGAUGGUUAACGCUCAACGUGAAAUAGAAGAGAGAAAACGGGCUCUUAACAAUUUAAAAGCAAAAGAUCCUAUACUCGCGUCUGUGCCUCAGAUUGGCUUACCUGUUGCUCUAGCUACACAAGCGCUUGCCAAGAAAACUGUGCCAGAAGAUUCAGAGAAAGCGAAAAAAAUCGCUGAAUUACAGGCACAAAUACGGGCGAAGUUAUCUAAUCUAAUUCAACCACCACAGGUGCAAGAUCGACCCAAACCCUUAAUUUUGGAUGAAGACGGGCGUACGAUUGACAAAAGCGGUAGAACGAUUAAUAUACCCACGCUGACACCAACUUUAAAGGCAAAUAUACGAGCGAAAAAGCGUGAGGUUUUCAACAAGAGUCAAGUUCAGUCCGAACGUCAUACGCAACAAGAGGAAUCAUUAAAGUUCUUCGAUGAUCGCAUUGCUCAAAAACCAACUUUACGAACAAAGCGUUCAUUGCGCUUCCACGAACCGGGUAAGUUUCAGCAACUUGCUGAACGUAUGCGUAUGAAGGCCCAAUUAGAAAAGCUACAAAAUGAGAUUUCUCAAAUUGCACGAAAAACUGGUAUUAGCUCUGCAACAAAGUUAGCUCUAAUUGCACCUAAGCAAGAUACCCCAGAUGAUGUGCCAGCUAUGGAAUGGUGGGAUUCUGUCAUACUUGCUCAAGACAUGAAUACUAUGGAUGAGGUGGGAAAGAUUAGUAUUCGACACUCGGCCAUCACCAAUCUUAUUGAACAUCCAACUCAAAUGAAACCUCCAAAUGAGCCACUUAAACCAGUUUAUUUGCCUGUUUUCCUCACAAAGAAGGAACGUAAAAAGUUGCGCCGUCAGAAUCGCCGAGAGGCAUGGAAAGAAGAGCAAGAAAAAAUACGAUUAGGACUUGUAGGCCCACCAGAACCGAAAUUGCGUAUUUCAAAUUUAAUGCGAGUUCUUGGUACUGAAGCUGUACAGGAUCCAACUAAAAUAGAGGCCCAUGUUCGUGAACAAAUGGCAAAACGUCAAAAGGCGCAUGAGGAUGCCAACAAUGCCCGAAAACUGACAGCGGAACAGAAGAGUGAGAAGAAGAUUCGCAAAAUCAAAGAAGAUACCUCAUGUGGUGUCAAUGUUAGUGUAUAUCGUAUACGUGACUUGCAAGACAACGCUAGUAAAAAAUUUAAGGUAGAGACGAAUGCCAAACAAUUGCACAUGACAGGAACGGUUGUGCUUUUUCGUGAUUGUUGUGUUGUAGUUGUUGAGGGUGGACCAAAGCAGCAGAAAAAAUAUCGGAGACUUAUGCAGCAUCGCAUAAAGUGGGAAGAGGAUAUGGUAAAAGGACCCGACGGUCAGGAUAUUCCCAACACAUGUGUGUUAGUGUGGGAGGGCACUAGUCAGCGUCGUCAUUUCGGAGAAAUUAAAUUUAAGGUAUUUCCUAUGGAAAAGAUGGCUCGCGAGUUCUUUCAGAAGCAUCAAGUAGAGCAUUACUGGGAUCUGGCUUAUUCUGGAGCAGUAUUAGAGGCAUCCGCAGAUAACUAAAUUAUUGUAUACAUUAGCUCUUAGAACAAAAUUCGUUAUGCACAUUUCGAUAAAAUGUUUGAUUUUUUUUGUAAUACAAAUAAAUAUUUUCAAUUUGGAAAUCGA
This is a messenger RNA of Ceratitis capitata (Mediterranean fruit fly), 2325 nucleotides long. It is a transcript of the gene Prp3, whose product is annotated as U4/U6 small nuclear ribonucleoprotein Prp3. The record is from RefSeq and is a predicted model, not a curated record. NCBI's taxonomy places the organism in Eukaryota, Metazoa, Arthropoda, Insecta, Diptera, Tephritidae. The transcript is spliced from 2 exons. Gene Ontology annotation, biological process: mRNA splicing, via spliceosome. Gene Ontology annotation, cellular component: U4/U6 x U5 tri-snRNP complex. The coding region runs from base 244 to 2220 and encodes 658 amino acids.